Messenger RNA from Bathycoccus prasinos, 3753 nucleotides. RefSeq lists its product with no specific name. Bases 1 to 3753 code for a protein of 1250 amino acids. The record is from RefSeq and is a predicted model, not a curated record. Lineage: Eukaryota; Viridiplantae; Chlorophyta; Mamiellophyceae; Mamiellales; Bathycoccaceae. The transcript has a single exon. Gene Ontology annotation, cellular component: nuclear origin of replication recognition complex; nucleus. Gene Ontology annotation, molecular function: DNA replication origin binding. Gene Ontology annotation, biological process: DNA replication; DNA replication initiation.
AUGAAGAAGCACAUCUUCAGCAGCGAGAAGAAGCGGAAACAGGGAGAAGACUACCAAGAAGACGACGAAGCAGAGAAGGAAGACGAGGAAAACAAUGCGGGAGAAGAAGAAGAGAAAACGCCGAUGAAACUACUCUCGAGUUCGAAGAAGACAAAGACCGAUUUUGCCGGACGCAUCGGUGGCGUAUUUAAUACGACAAAAGGAAGGCGAAGGAGUAGCGCGGGGGCGUUUUUUCCAUCAUCAUCGACGAAGAAGACGAAGAAUAGUGAAGAGGAACAAAAGAAUAACAUCGAGAACGACGAGAACGACGAGAACGAGAAAACGACAGUACCACCAAAGCUGAUGAGUAUGACGACGGGAGAGAAAAAGUACGUCUCCGGCAAAGACUUUUUAACCGCCUCCGCGAAGAAGAAGAUGAUGAAGAAGAAGAGCGACGGAGAGAGCUCGUUUUCGAUGGGGUUUAAACGUCCUCUGCUUGGUUUGUCGUCUCCGCCGUCGCUGGGACCGCCUUCGUGUUUGAUUUCUCCGAACGGUGGAGCAAACUUUAUCGUGACGCACAAGUCACCGAAUAGCGUAGCUUUUGAGAUGCAUCCGGGAGGGAGAGAGUACGACGAGGACGGCGAGGACGCGCCGCCUUCGGCGCACUAUUUGAGCGGGUCACCGGUUGCGAGCGGUAAAAUUUUUGAGCGGAAGGAAAAGAAAACGUCGCUUUCGCCGUUGGCGGGUAAAAUUAGACAGUUUCCAUCGCUCGGCGGAGCAGAAGGUGAAGGAGGAGAGAACGACCGCGGCGAUCACAAGGAGGAGAAACGAGAAAACGAUACUGCUGCUGCUGCUACUACUACUACUAUUACUAACACUACUACUACUACCGAUGCGGUUGCCGAGAAGAAAGGAGAUGAUGAUCAUCGCGGAGCGCCGGUGGUAUCGUCGCCUUCGGUUUCGAUAUCAGACGGGGAGGAGAAUGUAGAUGGUAGAAGCGAAGGAAAUGCAAAACGAGGAGAGGAAAAAGAAAAAGAUUUAGUAGUAGAUGUUAAUGUAGAAGAAGAACGUGAAAUUGUUGACGACGAUGAAGAGCACGCGGUCCAGACUUGGCUGCGGGAUCAGAAAAUAUUACGGGAAUCGGGGCAAUCGAUGAAUGAGGAUCAUCUCAAGGCGGCACCAAAACGGGUGAUGGAAGCUCUUGGUAUUUCGGAUAAUGACGAUGGCGAUGAUGGGAUGAUCGUGAAUGAUGCGCCCGUCGAUUAUGGCUCCUAUGACGACGACGACCACCACCACAACGACGACAACGACGACGACGAUUUCGGCGGCAACUAUGUGAAUGGCGAUGAUGAUGACAUGAUUGAAGAAGAAGAAAGAGAAGAAGAUGAUGAACAGCUGCAACAACAGGAACAAGACGUAUUCGAGGGUAGUAAAGCAAAAAGCGAUUACGCGUAUCAGUGUUCGAAAUGCAAUCAGAACUUUUUGUCCAGAUACAAACAUAAACUGCAUCUCUCUGGGCCGUGCGGAAAGAUCGAGGAAAAGAGCACGAUGAAUAGUAACGAAUGCAGCAAGUGCGGCAAAGUGUGUAAAAACCAGCAGGGAAGAAUUCGUCACGAACAGGUAUGUCCGGGUAAAGAAGAACUAGAGCGAAGGGCAAGAGAAGAAGCCGACCGAAAAGCGGAAGAGUUGCAAAGACGCGCGGAAAAAGCCGAAGAGAAAAGAAGAGCGAAGGAAGAGGAAGAAAGGACGAAGGAAGCAAAAAGAGAGGAAGCGCGCAAAGUUGAAGAGCAAAAGAAGUCAGAGAUGAAUCGACGCGAAAAAGAAACGAAAGACCGCGCAGCGGCCGUGAAAAAAACGCUCGCUGAAGCAAGACUCUUUGAAGCGCUGCAAACGAAUCGAGGCAUGACGCCUGCGGCAGCAAUUGUACGAGUCAUUCGAGAAAAGUUGUUGAAAGCGACAACACGCGCUGCUAUGAUAGAUGAUGAAGACUGCAGUGACAACGAUGCGACUGAAAAAUACAGCACAGCACGCAACAUAGUAGAUAGCGACGCUCUCACUGCCUCGAUGAGGCGAACCAGAGAUGAUCUAGUGAAGCAACUUGAACCUACAGUUACCGGUCAUGAAGAUUCCAUCGCCGUGUGUCUCUCUGGCGCGAGAGGCGUCGGUAAAACUGCCAUUGUAGAAGCAGCGCUGGCAAAGCUUCAAAAGCUCAACAACAAUACGACCACAACGAUGAGCAAUAGAAGAAAACCAGGCAAUCAACAACAUAAGGAGGCGAAAAUACCAGUCGUUAGAUUAUCGGGACUUUUGCACGCCGAAGACAACAUUGGGAUGCGGGAGGUGGCGAGACAACUUCGUCCGAGUUAUCAAAUGUGGGACGACGAAGAAAUGGACGACGACGAAGUUUUCGAUAACGAUUUCGUGGACGAUAUCGUUUUCAGCAUCAACACAGCUGGUGGCACCGCAAACAACGCUAGCGCAACAAACAAAGUCGCGUCGAACAUGCGAGAAAAUUACAACUUUGUUGAGGAAACGCUUCGUCUGUUGGAAGGUGCGAAGAAAACGGCUGUCUUCGUCUUGGACGAUUUCGAUUUGUUCGCCAGAAAAGGCAAGAAACAAACGUUCUUAUACUCAAUGCUCGAUUUGCUACAGCAAAAACACGCUCAAAUAGCAAUUAUCGCGAUUACCUCGCGACACGACGUGGAAGAAGCGCUUGAGAAGAGAGUGAAAUCGCGAUUCACGGCGAGAUAUUGCGUCGUUGAGUCUCAAACAUGCAUCCCUCCGCUCGUUCUCGAUGAACGCACGGGACAACCGUUGAAAGAUCGCGCCACCGGAAAAGAAAUCGUGGAUGACGAGAGCAUAUCCAGAAAUCUGGCGCAGUUUGAAGAGUUUUUGGCAGAGCGAGUGCGUAAUUGUUUGAAAGUGAGCGCCCAAAUCGUUCCUCCGUUGACGGAGAAACGAGACAUCGGUGUAGCCGAAAGCAGCAGCGCAGUCCCGGGCGUAUUGUUCUCCGAACGUGGUAAGCUGGCGAUAAAAUCGUGGAAUGCUGCUGUCGACGAAGCCAUCAACACACCUCUGGUUAAGACGCGUUUGCAAGCGAUCGCGACGCUCGAUAACGUUCCGCGAACGGCGUCAGAUUUAGCCAUCGCGGCGUUGAUGGCGUAUCAAUCGAGGACUCUCUUUUCUACCGCCGCCUUGCUUAACGAUAACAACGGCAACGACGACAACAUCAGCAGAAAUGUAUUAUUACCAUCCGAUCUCGCUCGCGCCUUGAAAGACUUCACCAGGAACGAUUUCGUGGAGAAUUUGAAAAGUUGUUCGCUUCUGGAACUUCUCUUGUGCGUCGCGGCGUACCGUCUGCACUUUACCCGCGAGAGGUUUCACUUCACCAUCGCCGCCCUCACCCAAGAACUUCAUGAAAUGGGAAGCGUCGAGCAGCUUGGUGCCGCCAAAGAUGCCACGGACGGCGUCGUCGCGCGUUCCUUUGAAACUCUCCUGCGCAUGAAACUCGUUCGCAUCGUGAAACGAAGCAGCGGUCACGGUUCCUCGUACUCUUCCGCCGCCGCCGCCACCGCGCCGUCCGCGAACGGUAACAACAAGAGAGCCCCGACGAAUGGGACUGCCUCUGGUGCCAAAGACUGGAAAGGCGUCGCUUUAAUGUGCACGGAAAAAGAGCUCAUAGAAGCCAUCGAGGGUCACCCGAGCAAACUUUCCAGCCUCAAAGAGUUCCUGCGCCACGAGAACGUCGCCUCCGCCGUCGCGUGCGCGCUGUAA